AUGGCGGCUUCUGCGGACCAGAAAGACGAGGCACAGGUUGCUGUUGCAAAAGAGAGCAAGGCCGUGGCCGAAAAUGCUGUCUCGGAAGAGAUUGAGGGUGGUGACCAAGUCGAAGACUCGCUGUACAACAUCACGAUUGUGCUGCCGCGCUCCGACGAGAAGCUAUCGGUCAUGGCAAGUGGCCCCCGGCCGCCUCUGAUCUACUCGAACGAGCAGGUGGGCGAGGUCCGUCAGGCCAUCAUUGACUCGCCGGCGGCCCAGUACCACACGUGCUUCCACCUCGAAUACAAUGGCGAGCGGAUCAACGAGUUCGGGCAGAUAUCGGAGAUCAAGGACCUGACGACCGAGGCCGAGAUCCACGUGGUCGAGGAUCCCUACACGGAGAAGGAGGCUCGGCUGCACGUGGUGCGGAUACGGGAUUUGAUUGGAGCAGCUGGCGAUCGGCCAGAUGCGGUGCACGGCGUGCUUGCGGGACUGUCGCUCUUUGAUAGCGUGACGGUCGAGUCGCUGGCGGCGGCCGAGGUGGCUCCGGUCGAGGCAGACUUUGGGGCGGUGGCGGACGUGAACGUGCUGCUGCCCCGGGCGUCGGCUGAAGAGGCAGCGGGACCGAAGACGGUCAAGGCGAUCCAGCUCUCGCCGUGGAACCCGCCGCCAGUGUAUUUGCGGCAAAAGGGCCACCUGAUGUACCUGAUCGUGACGACACUGGAAGGCGAGCAGUUCCAGAUCACGUCGCACGUUGGCGGGUUUUACGUGAACAAGUCGUCCAACUCCAAGUUUGAUCCGGGGAUGCGGCCGGGCGCGAAGGCGUGCGUGUCGCACUCGCUGCUGGCGCUGAUCGAGAAGAUCUCGCCGUCGUUUGCGGCGGUGUUUGCGGCGCUGCAGGAGCAGAACGGGCGACGAGACCCGCUGUCGACGUUCCAGAUCACCAACGCGACGCCGGCAGCUCCGUGGCUGGUGCCGGGGCCGACGACGGCAGCAGGAUCGACAUACGCACAUGUGGCGGACAUUACGCGGACGCAGGAGUCGUUCCUGGUGGCCGGAUCGGAGAGCGUGGAGAACCUGCGGGACUGGAACGAGGAGCUGCAGUCGGCACGCGAGCUGCCACGCGAGACGGUGCAGGACCGGAUCUUCCGCGAACGGCUGGUGUCCAAGGUGUUUGCCGACUACGUCGAUGCGGCGACACGGGGCGCGAUCCUGGUAGCCAACGGCGAGGUCGGGGCGCUCAACCCGACGGAGGACCGGGACGCGCAGAUUUUUGUGUACAACAACAUCUUCUUCUCGUUCGGGGCCGACGGCGUGGGCACGUUCACGUCCGAGGGCGGCGACGAGGCCGCACGCAUGGCCACGGGCAAGGAUGUGGCCGGCGUCCGGCGGGUGAACCAGCUCGACAUCGACGGGCUCUACUCACCCGGGACGGUGGUGGUGGACUAUCUCGGCAAGCGCGUGGUGGGCCAGAGCCUGGUGCCGGGCAUCUUCAAGCAGCGUGAGCCGGGCGAGAACCAGAUCGACUACGGGGCCGUGGACGGCAAGGAUGUGGUGGCGGCAGAUGAGCGGUUCGUCGAGCCGUUUGCGAAGCUGUCGCAGGCACUCAGCGUGCGGCGCCACCCUGUCUGGGACAAGGAUGGCCGGCGGGUCGAGCUGGAGGGCAGCGUCGAGACCAAGGGUCUCAUCGGCACCGACGGUCGCAAGUAUGUGCUGGACCUGUACCGGAUCACGCCGCUGGAUGUGGCCUGGCAGGAAGAGUCGGACGGACUGGCGGACGACGAGGCCACGGCGUAUCCGCACCGGAUGACGGUUCUGCGGCCAGAGCUGGUGGAUAUUUACUCGCGCGUCAAGAUGCGGGAGUGGCUGGACGACGAACAGAUGGACCGCAUCGACGUGUCGGACUUCAAGUUCUCGCUCAACCCGGACGUCUUCAGCGGUCAGGUGCCACAGACGGACGAGGAAAAGGAGCAGCUGGCAGCAGACGAAAAGGAAGUGCGGGCAGUGUGCCAGCACCUGCGCGAAGUGUCGAUCCCGGCUCUGAUCUCCGACCUGAACGAGUCGGAGAUCAGCUUCCCGAUGGACGGGCGGUCACUCAGCUCUCUGCUGCACAAGCGCGGCAUCAACAUGCGGUACCUGGGCCGGAUUGCCGAGCUGAGCAAGGCGCAGACACGUCUGGAGUGCCUGCACGUCGUGACGGUGCGCGAGAUUGUGUCGCGGGCCUUUAAGCACGUGUCGGCCAAGUAUCUGCGAUACCUGCCGCAGCCGCUGAGCUCGGCGGCGAUCGCGCACCUGCUGAACUGCCUUCUGGGCAGCGGUCUGAACAGCACGCCGACGGCCUACGUGGAGCCAUCGCUGCGGGGGAUCUACGACGACGAGGACGUGGAUGCCGACGUGGACUUUAAGACGGUGACGCCAGCAAGCCUGAAAGCAGCCAUCGAGGCCGAGGCGCUGCGGCGGUUCCGGUUCGCGCUGCCGGCCGACUGGCAGUCGGAGUUGACGGGACAGCACCUGCAACUGCUGCGCGAGGUGUCGCUGAAGCUGGGACUGCAGCUAGCCAGCAAGAAGUAUGUCUUUACCGAGGCCGAGGCGAAGGAGACGGAGACAACCAAGACCAACGGCACAGCCACAGCCUCAGCCACAGCCACAUCAUCAGCCACCACAGCCACAACAGCCGGCGAGGGCAGCAAGAAGAAGAAGAAGAAGGCAGCGGCAGGCCGUGACGGGUCACCAUCGUCACUAGACGAGGAGGCCAAGGCAGCGGCGACGCGGCCGGAACACACGUUCUGGCCCGACGACAUUGUCAACGUGGUGCCAGUGAUCAAGGACUCGGCGCCACGCAGCGCGCUGGCCGAGGAGGCGAUGGAAGCCGGCAAGAUUUCGCUGUCGCAGGGCCAAAAGAAGAUCGGGCAGGAGCUGCUGCUGGAGUCGCUGUCGCUGCACGAGCAGAUCUACGGGAUCCUGCAUCCGGAGGUGGCCCACGCCUACCACACGCUCGCGAUGCUGUACUACCAGAUGGACGACAAGGAAGCAGCGGUCGAGCUGGCGCGCAAGGCGAUCAUCGUGUCGGAGCGGGUCAUCGGACUGGACAGCCAGGAGACGCUGCUCAACUACCUGAAUCUGGCCCUGUUUGUGCACCAGCAGGGCAAGAGCGCGCUGGGCCUGGCCUAUGCCAAGCACGCGCUGCGCCUGUGGCGCGUGCUGUACGGUCCCGACCACCCGGAUGCCAUCACGACGGUCAACAAUGCGGCCGUGAUGCUGCAGAGCAUCAAGGCGUACCACGAGUCGCGUCGCUGGUUCGAGGAGUCGCUGCGCAUGUCCGAGGCCGUCUUUGGCCGCGCCUCGCUCAACUCGGCCACCCUGCUCUUCCAGCUGGCCCAGGCCUUGGCUCUGGAUCAGGACAGCAAGGGCGCUGUUGCUCGCAUGCGCGAGAGCUACAACGUCUUCCUCGCCGAGCUCGGGCCCGACGACAAGAACACCAAGGAGGCCGAGAGCUGGCUCGAACAGCUGAUCCACAAUGCCGUCUCCAUCGCGAAGCACGCCAAGCACCUCGAGACCCGUCGCAUUCGCGCCGGCAUCCGCUUCCCGCCCACAUCCACCCCACGCAGCGAUGGUGCCGGUGCCCGUGCCUCUGGUGUUGCUGCCCCGACUACGACGGCCGCUGCCGAGGCUGCUGCCAAGCCCGCCCUCGACUCGCGCUCCAUCGACGAGCUCAUCCGCUUCAUCGAGGGCACCGACAGCAAGAAUGGCAAGACCGGCGCCGGCAGCAGCAGCAAGAAGCGCGGCAGCGGUCGCGCAAAUCCCAAACGGAGAUCGGCCCCGACGGCUUAG
Messenger RNA from Grosmannia clavigera kw1407, 3813 nucleotides. Its product is annotated as eukaryotic translation initiation factor 3 subunit clu1. The transcript has 5 exons. Gene Ontology annotation, biological process: intracellular distribution of mitochondria. The record is from RefSeq and is a predicted model, not a curated record. Lineage: Eukaryota; Fungi; Ascomycota; Sordariomycetes; Ophiostomatales; Ophiostomataceae. Gene Ontology annotation, molecular function: mRNA binding; protein binding. Bases 1 to 3813 code for a protein of 1270 amino acids. Gene Ontology annotation, cellular component: cytoplasm.